CGCUCCCACACCCGAUCCCGCACCUCAUCGCCGCCGCCGAGCGUACCCACGCCGAGCGCCUCGCGUCCGCCCCGCGCACCCUCCACGACGCCGCCGCGCGCUACACGGCCGCCGCCGCAGGAAGAGGAGGAGGCCGCCGCCCGCCAAAGGGCUACGACGCCUGGUUCAACUUUGCGUCGCAGCGCGCAGCGUGCCGGAUCGACGGGUUCGACGAGCUGCGCGCCUCGCUCGACGUGUGGUGGGGGCUCGAGGGGCGCGAGAUCCGCGCGCGGAUGGAGCGCAUAGGCGACGCGGGCGACGCGGCGACUCGACCCGCCUACGACGUCAUCCGCCAAACCUGUCCGCCCUCGUCGCUCGCCCGUCGUGCGCCCCUCUCGCCGUCACCCGGCACCAACCCGCACGUCUCGCAGCGCCACACGUCGCGCUUCACGACGCCGCCGCAGCUCGGCGCGUUCCUCGCGCACCCGGACCUCGAGCGCACGACGUGGUGCGACCAGCCCGACCUGCAGGAGCUGCACCAGACGUUCAUCCGGCCGUUGAGCUUCAGCUGGACCGACGGCGUGUGGCCCGUGUUCAGCAACAGCAAGCUCGCCGGGUUCGCCGACGUGCUCGUCCCGGCGUGGUACACGUGGUACGACCGCAUGCCGUACGACGAGGCCAAGGACGUCGAGUGGAAGGGCAAGGCCAACCAGCUCUACUGGCGCGGCACCAACACGGGCGGGCGCUCGGUCGGGCUCGAGUGGAUGGGCUGGACGCGGAGCCGGCUCGUGUCCAAGGUGAACCGGCUCAUCGAGUGGCGGCAUGAGGACCGCGUCCUCGUCGCGACGGCCGACAACCGCACGCUGUCGGCGACGCUGCCCUCGUCGGCCCUCAACGCCGCCCUCGCCGACGUCGCGUUCGCGGCGCCCGACCAGCACGGCGACGCCGACUCGCUCGAGUCGCAGAGCACCGAGCCGUCGUUCCGGUUCACCGACGGCGGCCACUACGUCCCGUUCGAGCACAACUACCUGUUCAAGGCCGUCCUCGACCUCGACGGCACGGCCUACUCGGGCCGGUUCCCGACCCUGAUGCGCUCGCGCUCGGCCGUCGUCAAGUCGCGCCUGUUCACCGAGGCCCUCGACGACACGCUCAUCCCGUGGUACCACUACGUGCCCCUCUCGGUCCGCUACACCGAGCUGUAUCACGUCCUCGCCUACUUUUUCGGCCUCGCGGCCGUGCCCGCCGCGCUGUACAAGGUCGCCGAGCGCGGGCGCACGUGGGCGACCGAGUGCGCGAGGAGGGACGACGCGCUCGUGUACGUCUACUUGCUCGUGCUCGAGUGGGCGAGGCUGUGCGCCGAUGACCGCGAGAGCGACGCGUGGAACCUCGUGCUGUAGCUGUCGGCAUCUGGAAAUAGACUGUACAUA
This is a messenger RNA of Rhodotorula graminis WP1, 1406 nucleotides long. RefSeq names its product glycosyltransferase family 90 protein. The record is from RefSeq and is a predicted model, not a curated record. NCBI's taxonomy places the organism in Eukaryota, Fungi, Basidiomycota, Microbotryomycetes, Sporidiobolales, Sporidiobolaceae. The coding region runs from base 273 to 1376 and encodes 367 amino acids. The transcript has 4 exons.